UAAGGGUGUUUAACACCGCCGCCUACAGUUCAGGAUAAGGCAACGCGUCGCAGCGCAAUGGCUGAACAGGAAGCACCAGCGCCUCUGAAAUCGCUGGAUUCUCAUGAUCCGACAUAUGUCGUUUUUAUCAAUAAAACCAACGAGAAUGCCGAAGCGUGGUGGUUAAAUUUUUCGGGGAUCCCAGUGCCGUACGGUGCCAUAAGCCCCGGGAACGCUUUGCAAAUGGACACAUAUACAACCCACCCGUGGGUCUUUAGAGCAUCCGACGGCUUCCAACUCCUUGCAAACCUAAGUGAAGUUUAUUUUCCUGAAGUUGGGGAGUACGAGGAGGACGGAUACCCGCUUUACAAGCGCGUGCAUGUGACCGCCCCAGUAUACUCGUUACAAGAGUACUGCACGCGCAUGAUCCGAAAAAUGGUACGAAAAGAAGACGUCAACAAACUGGAAAUCGCCGCGUUUUUGAAAAAGGAGAUCAGCCGAGCACCCAAUCUAAGAAGAGACUUGAAAGUUUUAGCCGCGCGGAGAGCAACGAAUGGUUCAUAGUGACAUUUCUCUCUUAUUUCUCAAAUUGCAAGCCAAAGUAACUUUAGUUUUUUUCAGCACGGAUGACAGUCUGGAGAAGUGACCGGUGUUAGAAGUUGAAGUGUGAAGGAUGUAAUUCAGCCGGUUGUUAAAAACAGUUCACCCGAAAAUAAAAAGGCUUUCAUCUUCUGUCUAUACUGUUACCCUUAAAUUAAUCCAAAUCUGUAUACAUUACAUUUCUUUGUUCUGUUGAACACAGAUAAAGAUAUUUGGAAGAGUGCUUAUUUAUUACAAUGGUAGUCAAUAGUGCCCCAGACAUGUUUGCUUGUUUACAUUCUUCAAAAUAUCUUAUUUUGUGUUCAACGGAAGCAAUGGGGCAUAUGAACACGAAGCGUUAACGUAUGUCUGCUAAAAUCUCUGUCUAUCUGUUGUCGAUUUACUGGAAUUUGAACGUUUUCUUAAUAAACGCAUCGAUAUGACUUGAUUAAAUAUUACACCGGCCCAAUUAGAAAGGAAGUGGCUUAGCUGGCUGAGAUUUUAGCAGAAUUACGUCAUCGCCCCGUAUGCAUAGCCAAUGGCAGUCAACAGGGGCAAAAAACUGUUUGGUUUAAGCAUUCUUCCAAAUUUCUUUGUUAUUAGAAGAUUUUGGGGUAAACUGUUCCUUAAAAGAUGGGAAAACGCACACCGUUUCUGCAACUCUCAUAUUAUUAUUGAGGACCUAUACGAAAUAUGCAAUACUGCUGUAUCUUCUCAGUGUAUUUUGUUUGAUAUGUAUAAAAGAGAUUAUCCCUUUGUGUUGUUUAUAUUAUAGUUUGCCAACAAAACAGACAUAUGACUCAGUUUGACUUACCGCGCGCGCGGUUAAUGUCCGGCAACUUUUAGCGCUGAGACCGCACCAUCUAUCCGUUUCAAACUAUCGGGAGAGUGGCCAAUUAAAGUGAAUACGAUCCCUGUAUAGAAAAAUGGGAUCCAGCAAAAAACUUUCCCAAGCAAGUUGGACUGCUGGGCUAGUGUAUCGAGCACAGAAAUACUAUGUCAUACGUCCAACUCGUAUUUAUCAAGUUGACCAUGUUAAGCAUGAGAAGCCGGCACGUU
Molecule: messenger RNA, 1617 nt
Organism: Triplophysa dalaica
Lineage: Eukaryota; Metazoa; Chordata; Actinopteri; Cypriniformes; Nemacheilidae
Gene: vhll
Product: von Hippel-Lindau tumor suppressor like
Exons: 3
Coding region: 58-543 (161 amino acids)
Source: RefSeq, a predicted model, not a curated record